CAUCUGUUCGCAGCUCCACCAAUGCUCCCCAUCUGUUUUUUGUUUCUCGUUGCGUUCGCUUCGCGUCGCGGAAAGUCGACCCGCUCGCCAAAAAAGAAAAACAAAGAUAUAUAAAUAAUUGUUGGUCGCGUCUUCUGCAAUCUGCAAUGCUCUCGAGCUGAGGGCGCGGGCAAUAGAUAUGUGCGUGUGUGGGAGUGAGCCAGCGGGCCAGUAAUGUGCGAGUGCUGAGUGCCAAGUGCGACGUUGAUUGUUUUCAUAGCCAAUUAGCCUGGGGGGCCAUUAGCCAGCCAGCCAGCCAGCCACCCAGCCAGCCGAGUUCCGAUAGAAUCCAAUGAGCACGGAGGAACUGGACCCAAACCGGGACUUGGAGACGUGCACCCUCCUUAGCAAUCCCUCGUCCUCCACAUCGUCCGCCUUCUCCAACGCCGAUCCGGCGAACGUUGAACCCGGCAGGACACGCGCUAAGCAGCGGAUCAGCUUGAACGGAAAGCGGAGACGCAGCCGGAUGUCACGCAGAGCCAAUCUGAUCGGCAUCUGCGCCGUGAGCAGCCUGUGCAUCCUGCUGCUGAUCGCCACCACCCAGCACCGUCCGCUGACAACCCCCUUCAAUCAGGGUGCUGGCAGGGAUCAGGGAGCUGGCGGCGGGCCGGGACAGGCCGGCGGAUAUGGUGUGGACGGUGGUCCGUCCAAUUCGCUGGCGCGCAGCUCCUUCUACGAUCGCUUCCAGCAGCAGAUGCAACAGCAGCAGCAACAGCCGUCGCAGACGGCCGUCUACAAUCUGACAGCUACUAUAGUGGAUGUCCUGUCGGCUCAACGGUCUCGUAUCCUCACCGAGAUGGAGAACUUCGAGUAUCCACGCGGUGGCGCCGAGCGUCUAACGGACAUGACACCGGAAACGAACGGCACUCCGGUGCGCAGUGUGGUGGUCACAUCGUGGCGCUCCGGCUCCACCUUCCUCGGGGACAUACUCAACUCGAUCCCCGGCAACUUCUAUCAUUACGAGCCGCUGCUCGACUUCGGGAUCAAGCAAAUCCGUGAUCCCGACGACCAGGAACUGGCCGUCCAGAAUCUGAAGAACCUGCUCAAUUGCGACUACGCCGAUAUGAUGGACUACCUGAACUUUGGCAAGACGCACACAUAUCUCUUCGAACACAAUACCCGGCUGUGGGACGUCUGUCGGGAGUUUCCGCGCUUCUGCUGGCGUCCCGCCUUCUUGACGCGCUUCUGCCGGCUCUUUCCCAUCCAAAGCAUGAAGACGGUCCGCCUGCGACUGGCCCAGGCCGAAAAGCUGCUCGAGGAUCCAAGCGUGCGGAUUGUGCUUUUGGUGCGGGAUCCACGUGGCACAAUGCAGUCGAGAAGGCAUAGGGUCUGGUGCGCCGGCAAUGAGGACUGCGAGGAUCCGCGUCUGGUGUGCCAGGAUCUGCAGGAUGACUACAAAACGGCCAAGGAAAUGCUAGAAAAGUAUCCAUCCCGAUUUAGAACCCUUCGCUAUGAGGACUUGUCGCUCAAUCCCAGUGAGAUGACCCAGGACAUCUUACUGUUCUAUGGCUUGCCGUUCGAUCCAGCUGUCGAGGAAUUCCUGGACACACACACCAAGGAAAACAUUGGCGGCGUCAGUUCCACAUAUCGCGAUUCCAGAUCAGCGCCAUUCCAUUGGAUUCGGGAUCUAAAGCCAGACGAGAUUAAACAAAUCCAAGACGCCUGCUUGGAUGCCAUGGACCUGUGGGGCUAUCGACGCAUCGAGGACUUCAGCAACUUCUCCAGCAUCCAGCAGACCUUCGAUCCCAUGGUGAUGCCGCCCCCGUUCACGUGAACGCGGUCCUAGUGUUAGCUGAUCUAUCUGAUAAUGAUAACUAAUUCUUCUACUUGGUACAUUUUGUUGUGAUAUCGUCGUGUUGAGCGAGCAAAAAGAAAAAAAGAGUAAGAAAACUGGAAAAGAGCCGAAAGGAGUUGAAAGUGGCCAGAACAGAGAGAGAUUUGUGGCAGAAAGACCCAGAGACAGGCAGUAGGUUUGUUAGGCAUUGUGGGUGCAUUUGUGGGAACUCGAUUGCUGGCACAUUUUUUGCUGAACACGCAAACACACUUAACUGAGCAAUAGUUAUUAAUAUAUAUAUAUAUAUAUAAAUAAAUAUAAACAUUAACUGAAUAUACAAUAUGAAAUGCAUAAUUUUAGUAAUUGGCGAAUUUUGUGUAGAGCGUAAAACGGUACGAAACCAGUCGAAUAUCAGAUUUACAUUUAGGCCUAGAAUUUAAGCAAAAACCAAUAAAACUGAAAACUUAGUCUAUAUAGGGCUGCGUAUUGUGGAUUGUUUACUUGGCUUUUUGAUGUAAAUUGUUUAGGCAAAACAAAGCAAUUUUUGUAAUUCAGCUUAAAAAGUGCGUAUAUAGAUAAAAACCCAGUGAUUUAGCGUCUUUACUGAAAAAACAAAACUCACAACCAAAACGUAUCAGUCAGAAAUUCAACAAAACUAAGCUCGAAAACGAUUAGAUGAUGCAAUUAUACAAAAAAACAUAUAAAAAUUCGACAAAAUGUUUGGCAAACCAAAAAUUGUGCAAUAUUAUCAAAAAGGAAUAAAACAAAAACAAUUAAAUCACGCUAGUAUCAAUUUAGACACGAAUUUCCUAAAGCAAAUUAUAAAAAAUUAUAUACAAAAUGUAACAAAAGAGCAAUGGGCACUCAACUCCUACUUAUAAGUUUCCUUAGGAAUAAUUUAUUUUUAUGGUUAUUUAGUUGUAAUUGUAAUUAAAUUGUACUAUACUUUAUGUCAUUAUUAUACAAAUGCGUUAAAUACGUUCUCGUUUUCCAAAACGACGCCCAGUAUAUCGAUCAAAUUGGUAAACAAAACAAGUUUAAGUGAUUUGAUUAUUUGAUAAACGAAAGAAUCCAGCAAUAUUUGCAUAAUUACACUUAUUAAGCAAAAUAACAACUGAAUAAACAAUGAAUUAUAAGAAAGGUA
Messenger RNA from Drosophila ananassae, 2957 nucleotides. Its product is annotated as carbohydrate sulfotransferase 4. Bases 332 to 1813 code for a protein of 493 amino acids. The record is from RefSeq and is a predicted model, not a curated record. Lineage: Eukaryota; Metazoa; Arthropoda; Insecta; Diptera; Drosophilidae. The transcript is spliced from 4 exons. Gene Ontology annotation, biological process: sulfur compound metabolic process; N-acetylglucosamine metabolic process. Gene Ontology annotation, molecular function: N-acetylglucosamine 6-O-sulfotransferase activity.